UGUAGAAGAACAACAAAAGGUACAAACUAAGGAGCAUAGACAAAAUGAAGAGUAUGUGUACAAAAGCAUUCUCUUUUGUACUACUUUUUUUCCUAUUAAUAAAUUGUAUGUAUUCUGAAGCACAACAAUGUCGUCCAAGUGGAAGAAUCAAAGGAAAAAAGGCCCCUCCAGGACAAUGCAACAAAGAGAAUGAUUCUGAUUGUUGUGAAACAGGCAAAAUGUACCCAAUAUACAAAUGUUCUCCACAAGUGAGUAGUCACACAAAGGCAUAUCUAACCCUUAACAGCUUUGAAAAGGGUGGAGAUGGAGGUGGGCCUUCAGCAUGUGACAACCAGUAUCAUUCUGAUGACAAACCAAUAGUUGCACUCUCUACUGGAUGGUUCAACCACAAGAGCAGGUGUCACAAGAAGAUCACCAUAAAUGGCAAUGGCAGGAGUGUGGAGGCCAUGGUGGUUGAUGAGUGUGACUCAACAAUGGGUUGUGAUGCAGACCAUGAUUAUCAACCUCCUUGUGCUAACAACAUUGUUGAUGCAUCCAAGGCUGUGUGGGAAGCCUUGGGCGUGCCUCAAGACCAAUGGGGUGGAUUGCAAAUUACUUGGUCUGAAUCCUCUGAUGCUUAAUAUACAACUAUUACUAUCUACGAUUCUAUGUAUGUAUAUCUUCUUCUUGUUAUAUGUAUCUUGUGUGUAUGGAAAAGUAUAAUUCAGUCUUG
Cajanus cajan (pigeon pea) is the source of this 712-nucleotide messenger RNA. Its product is annotated as kiwellin-1. The record is from RefSeq and is a predicted model, not a curated record. NCBI's taxonomy places the organism in Eukaryota, Viridiplantae, Streptophyta, Magnoliopsida, Fabales, Fabaceae.